AUGCCCGUCUCCCAUCGGACCCUGACCGUCUCGCAUCUCCCCACCUCCACCUCGUUCUUCCUUUCCUGCCUUCAGCCUCUGGGAUACCAGUUUAUCGGCCGACAUGAUGACUAUAUUGGCUUUGGACAAAAGCAGGGAGAACCGGCGGAUUUCUGGAUUACGGAGCAGAAGCCUAGCGUUCUCCUCAGCGCGGCGCAUGUAGCGUUUCCCGCGCCAUCCAAAGAUGCCGUCACCGCAUUCUUCCACCAGGCUAUUCAAGCCGGCGGCAAGUUCCACGGCGAGCCACGCACUCGCGACUCAGUGACCGGAUAUCACAGCGCCGCCGUUAUCGACUUUGACGGGAGUAGCAUCGAGGCCGUCUACCGUCCCGGCGGCUCCGUCGUGGCAUCAGAAGCUGCAGGUCCAAUAAUAGCCCUGCUGGAGAAUCGCACCGUGGUCUCCAAGGCUGUCAGCGUCGCGGCCCCAAAGUCAGAAGCGGCUAAGUCGCGUACAAUACCAAAAGCACCGACCACCAUCGAAAAGGCCGCGCCUGCUCCGACUGUGAUAUCGCAAAAGUCCAGUGGCUCGGCCCUCGCCUAUGGUCCACCGCCGGUCCAGAAGGUCGACGAUGGUAGCAAAGCGGCCAAAACCAUUAUUAGCACGCUCAUUCACGCCGCCGCCGGUGCUGCCGUGGCCUAUGCUAUUGUGAAAGGCGAGUCGCAAUCGACCACCUCUGAAAGCAAAGAUGCAGCCCCAUCCCAGUAUCAGCCACAGCAGUUUCAGCAACAAUACACACAGGAACUCCCACAAUUGAUGGCUGCACCCUCGCUAGUCUCAGAGGCACGAUCUCUAGCACAACCUAUUCUCCGCGCUAUCGAAGCCCCUCCCGCUCCCACUCGCAGCGUCUACAUCUCGGCCUCUGCUGCCCGCUCCUCGAUGUCGCGGAGCAUCAUGUCCAAGAACCCGCGCGCUAGCACCAUCUACGAGGCUACCGAGUACUACCAAGAUGAACACGGUCGUCGCGCUUCGGACGAUAGCAGCGUUUUUUCUAUCCCGGAGGACCUGCCACUCCGCGCGAUCUAUACCGACGAUGGAUACUCUGAACACAGCCGCACCGUGUACCGCGCAUCAUCCUCGCACAGCGUCCACACCGUAAAAUCCCAUGCCCCAUCCAAAGUCCACCAACCCGCUGGCAGCGCCGCCCCUUCAACCCGCUCAGCCCGGAACAUCCCCUUACCCGCCAGCUCAUCCGGGUCCAUCUACAGCGCCAUGCCCAGCCAAUCCGGGAAAUCCAUCGUCUCCGCACGCAACAUCCCCCUGCCCGCUGGAUCCUCCGCAGACUCCUUCUACGGCCCUGCACCCAGCCACGCGCCUAAAUCGCACGUCUCGGCUCGCCACGUGCUCCUCCCCGAGAGCGUGAUUGACGUCGAUGUCGACUCGAACGUUACCCCUGAUGACUCGAUCAGUCAGGUUGGGGGUAGUCGUUCGGGUCGCUCGAGUCAUUCGCAUCACUCGCAUCAUUCGAGGCACUCGAAGCAUUCGCGUUCGCAUUCUAAGGCGUCGAGGCAUUCGUCGAAGUCGAGGAUGGAGGAGCCGGUCAGACCGGCGGAUAGUGUGAGUCAGGUUUCGAGGUCUUCGCAGAGGACUUUUAAGGCGAUUGGGUCGAGUAAGAUUGGGUCGAAGGCUGGGAUUGGCUCGAAGGCUGGGAGUCGGAGGGGUAGUGAGGUUGUGGUUUGA
This is a messenger RNA of Penicillium maclennaniae, 1716 nucleotides long. RefSeq names its product VOC family protein. Bases 1 to 1716 code for a protein of 571 amino acids. The record is from RefSeq and is a predicted model, not a curated record. NCBI's taxonomy places the organism in Eukaryota, Fungi, Ascomycota, Eurotiomycetes, Eurotiales, Aspergillaceae. The transcript has 3 exons.